Molecule: messenger RNA, 4180 nt
Organism: Salmo salar (Atlantic salmon)
Lineage: Eukaryota; Metazoa; Chordata; Actinopteri; Salmoniformes; Salmonidae
Product: tetratricopeptide repeat protein 39C
Biological process (GO): otolith morphogenesis; cilium assembly
Molecular function (GO): protein binding
Source: RefSeq, a predicted model, not a curated record
UUCCAUUUCCUCUAUUAUUUGGGAACGCACUCCAACACAGAGCGGAAGACACGCAACGCUGAAGAAAACAAUGUAAACCAAAGAUAUUCUCGUAGCUACCUCAAACACCUUUGAUCAAAUUAAACUGUAAUUUAUGAUAGGAACAUGCGAUAGUGUCAAUUGUUAGUUCGAAGUGGGCGGUGAGCUACUGUAGAAGCCCAGUGUAGCGGCAGCGAGACGAGGUGCACCGCCUCUCGACCAGUCUAGACUGCCGCUGUCGCUUCCAUUUCUCUGGUGUGUUGUGGUUCGAAAGGCGAAGCGUGCUGCAUAGGAACUUGGCUAACAGUUCUUGACACUAAACAUACGGGUUGGGAUCGAUGGCGGACCUAGAACCAUCACGACAACAUGGGGAGACGGAACAGAUUGACGAUGCAGAGUUGGCAUUUAAAGGAAUAAACAUGCUGCUUAACAACGGAUUCAAGGAGAGUGAUGAACUUUUCAGAAAAUACAGGACCCACAGUCCACUGAUGAGUUUCGGAGCCAGUUUUGUCAGCUUCCUGACAAUUGGAUUCUAUUGGAGUGAAGAACAGGAAGAGAAUGCCAUGAUGACGUUUGAGGAGGAGAAGAUGCAGACAGCCUUUGAUGACCUCAGAGCCACUGAGAGACUUUGUGAGCGAGACAAUGCCGGGGUCAUCGAGACAAUCAAAAACAAGAUCAGGAGGAGUGACCCCCAGAGGUCAGGGGUGGCUAUGGUAGACCGCCUCCAGAGACAGAUCCUUGUGGCAGACUGCCAGGUGUACCUCGCUGUCCUCUCCUUCAUCAAACAGGAACUGUCAGCAUACAUCAGAGGAGGCUGGAUCCUCCGCAAAGCCUGGAAGAUGUACAACAAGUGUUACAGCGACAUCAGCCAGCUGCAGGAGUGCAGCAAGAAGAGGUCCUCCAACCAGCAGGUGUCUCCCUCUCCAUCCACUGACCAGGCCAACCACGGCGCGGCCAAGCUCCCAACCCAGAAGACCAAUGGGGUGAGCCCGGAGGCCCUAGCCCGGCUUAAGGGCUCGGUCAGUUUUGGCUACGGCCUGUUCCACCUGUGCAUCUCCAUGAUACCGCCGCACCUGCUGAAGAUCGUCAACCUUCUGGGUUUCCCCGGCGACCGUCACCAGGGGCUGUCCGCCCUUGCGUAUGCCAGUGAAAGUAAGGACAUGAAGGCCCCCUUAGCUACGUUGGCCCUCUUGUGGUACCAUACGGUAGUGCAACCCUUCUUUACCCUUGACGGUUCAGACACGCAGGCCGGUCUGAUGGAGGCGAAGGCUAUCCUCCAGAGAAAGGAGCCCGUAUACCCUAACUCCUCCCUCUUCAUAUUCUUCAAGGGCAGGGUGCAGCGUCUGGAGUGCCAGAUCAACAGUGCCUUGACGUCCUUCCAAAAUGCCUUAGAGCUGGCUACAGACCAGAGGGAGAUCCAGCAUGUUUGUUUGUAUGAAAUAGGGUGGUGCAGUAUGAUCGAGCUGAAGUGCGGUGACGCCUACAAGGCCUUUCAGCGUCUGGCGACUGAGUCACGCUGGUCCCAGUGUUACUACACCUACCUAACUGGAGUGUGCCAGGGAGCGUCAGGAGAUCUGGAGGGAGCUGCCGCUGUCUUCAAGGACGUACACAAGCUUUUGAAACGGAACAACAAUCAGAUCGAACAGUUCUCUAUGCAGAGGGCGGAGGGGCUAAGCAAACACGCCCCAUCCAGAGAGCUGUGUAUCCUGGCUGUGAUCGAGGUGCUUUACCUGUGGAAGGCCCUGCCUAACUGCUCCACCUCUAAGCUGCAGACCAUGAGCCAAGUUCUGCAGGAACUAGAUGACAUCUCAUGUGCCGGCCUGAAAAACCUGCUCCUUGGUGACAUACACAGAUGUCUCGGCAACAUGAACGACUCCAUUCAGUGCUUCCAUCUGGCUGCCAGAGAUGAGAUGGGUUGUCAAUACAACUCCUAUGUGCAGCCCUACUCCAUCUACGAGUUAGGCUGUGUCUUACUGGACAGCCCUGAGUCUAAAGCGAAGGGCAGAGCUCUGAUGCUCCAAGCCAAGGAGGACUAUGCUGGCUAUGACUUUGAGAACAGGCUCCAUGUGCGUAUUCAUUCAGCUCUGGCUUCCAUGAGGGAGGAGGUGACCCCACCGUGACAGCACCCUUUCUCCACCAUACAUCCAGCCUAGCUUGUGUUUGGGGUAGAAGGAGCUGGAAACGGCUCCCUUUAGAGAAGCCAUCUUGAUCUCCACAGCACUGUGAUGGUUCACUGCAAUGUGUUUUUCAGUUGACUUACGUUUUUUUUUUUUUUAUAAUGAAUGUGCCAUCAAGUUUGCAAUGUAUCGUUUACAGUAAGAGUUUCCUGGAGCGAUAAUGCAGGAAUAGUUAAGACUAUUGGACUGUGUUAGUGUGUUUUCAACCAGAUCAAAUAUGUUCAGUAGUUGCUGCUGGGAGGCAAAUGCAACUUUUUACCAGGGAAAAGUUUAUUGGGGGGGGGGGGAAAUCUAUCAAUGUCAGUGCUAUCUAAAUAGUACAGUCACAUCUUUAUUCUUUCCCAUGUGAUGGGAAAGGGUUCAGAUGCAGAACUGGGUAUGCCAUUGGGUAAGCCACACUUCAUUAUAAAUUAAGCAGUGCCUAGGUUGCUGCCAGAUUAUGACAUGAAUGUCCUGUUGCUGUUACAGUAGUAGACCAUCUGAAUGCAGAAAUCCUAUGCUACUACUCAUCACGUGGCCUUGUGGCACUGUAAAUUGGGGAGAUUUUUUUGGUUUUAAAGUUAAUUUCCUGCAAUUCUACACAUUUUGCCAUGGGUUGCAGAGAACAUUUUGCUGUUUUAAAGGCCCAGUGUUUUAUAUAUAUUUCUACACUAGGAGGUUGGAAUAAUGUUGACUGCAACGUCUCUCCACAAUCCUCAAGUCAAGAACAGACUAUGGGAGGCGCACAGUACUACAUGGGGCCAUGGCUACAUGGAACUCUAUUCCACAUCAGGUAACUGAUGCAAGCAGUAAAAUCCAAUAAAAAAAAAACAUAAAAAUACACCGUAUGGAACAGCGGGGACUGUGAAGAGACACACAGGCACAGACACCAAUACACAUGAUGUGGCAUGCACUCUACACACCUACAGAUGGAUUUUGUAUUAGAUGUGAUAGUAGAGUAGUAGCCUGAGGGAACACACUUAAUGUGUUGUGAAAAGUUGUAUUAAAUGUAAUAUUUUAAAUUGUAUAUAAAAGCCUUAAUGUUUUUGGAUCCCAGCAUUGCAGCAGCUAAUGGGGAUCCUUGAUACAAAUACAAAUAAUACUGUGAACAUGAUGAUAAUACCCUUUUAGUGUAAGAGCUGUUUGAGUUUUUGGCCUUCCAUGGUGACCUCACCGUGCGGUAAAUUAGUUAAUAGACCAAUAAGAAAGGGUUCCAAAUCUGCCAAUAACAGCACAUUGUCAGAUUUCCCCUCCCCACUCAGACCACUCCCAGACAGUACUAAUGAAAUUCUUUCUUGAGAAAUUGCUCUUUGAGAAAUUUUGCUCUUUGAGAAAUUUUUGUUUCUUUUUGGCCAUUUUAAUUUAAAACAAUCACAGUAAGGUACUUAUUUGUUACCCAGAAAUGAUUUGAUAUUGAGAUAAAAAAUGGCUGCAAUGGAUAUUUUUAAAGCAAGUUUCUGAAAUUCUACACAUUUUGCCAUGGGGUGAUGAGAACUUUGCAAUUGUAGAAAAAAAUUCAGUUUUACAGCUAAUUUCCUGCAAUUCUACUGAUUUUUGCCAUGGGGUGGAGUGACAUUUUUGCAGUUUUAAAGCUAAUUUCCUGGAAUUCUACACAUUUUGUAAUGACCUAUGCCAUGUUAAAAUAAUAUCUGAGUGAGAAUGACUAACAAAAUCAUUGUGUGCCCCCUGGAGGUCAGGGCCCCUGGGCAUGUGCCCUGCGUGCCUGGUCGCUAUUCGGACAAGUUUAGAUAGCUGGCUAGACUAACAAGCAAUAAUUGAGUGACUGUAAGUGACUUGCAUAACGAGAACAAUUGCUGAUGCACAACGAAAUGUAAAAAUUGAACGUGGUGUAUUCUAUUAUUCUUACUCUCAAUAGUAAGUUGAGACCCCGACUGAGUUCUUUAAAAAAUAUAUAUACAGUGCCUUCAUAAAGUAUUGACACCCCUUGAACAUAUUUUGUUGUUAAAUAGCCUAAAUUCAAAAUGAAUAAAAUUGUAUUAAAAAUC